UUCUUCGCUCCCGCCCCGCUGACCCAGCCACCCUGGCACGGUUUUCUAUUCGCCCGGGUCGCGGGUGGGAGGCCAGGAACGGCGGGGUUCAGGAGCCUGGCUCCUCGCCAGGGCUGUGGCCUUCGGCCCAGGGGCCACCAGGCGGCCGCGCCUGCGAGGCGGGCGGGGAGGACGCCGGCCCCGGCGCAGCUCGGCCAUGGGCUCCCGCAGCUCCCACGCCGCCAGGAUCCCCGACGUGGACAGCAUCCAGCGGGAGACCGGCUUCUCGCAGGCCAGUCUGCUCCGCCUCUACCACCGGUUCCGAGCGCUUGACCGCAAUGACAAGGGCUACCUCAGCCGCGUGGAUCUGCAGCAGAUCGGGGCGCUGGCCGUGAACCCCCUGGGAGACCGCAUUAUAGACAGCUUCUUCCCUGACGGGAGUCUGCAACUGGACUUUCCAGGCUUUGUCCGAGUCCUGGCUCGCUUUCGACCUGUAGAUGAUGGGGACCACGGAAACCGAGACCCCAAGGAACCCGAGCCCCUCAACAGCAGAAUGAAUAAACUUCGCUUUGCAUUCCAGCUCUACGACCUGGAUCGAGAUGGAAAGAUCUCCAGGCAUGAGAUGCUGCAGGUACUCCGGCUGAUGGUUGGGGUACAGGUGACAGAAGAGCAGCUGGAGAGCAUUGCCGACCGCACAGUGCAGGAAGCCGACGAAGAUGGGGAUGGCGCUGUGUCCUUCCUGGAGUUCGCCAAGUCCUUAGAGAAGAUGAACAUCGAGCAGAAAAUGAGCAUCCGGUUCCUGAAGUGAACCCCUUUGUGCCAUGGGUAGCUUACAUGGACCAGUUCUGCUUGGGAUUCCUCCUCAUGGAGGUCCAGCCCCAGUGAACUGUGUUCUUACUUGUACACUGAGCUCUAACUAGGACCAAGGAGAAAAGCUUGGAGGGGUGUUUACCAACUCAUUUGAACUCAGAUCUGUGAAUCAGCCAGAAAAUUUUUGCUUGCAAGUGACUGAAAACCCAAAUCAAAGGGAUUUCAGUUAAAAAAGAAUUUUAUGGGCUCAAGUAUUGAAACAGUGUGGAAGUAUCCAGAAAACUGGGAAAGUCUGGAAGUGUCUCAGGCACAGCUGAAUCCAAGGACCAAAAUGAUGCUAUCAGGACUCAGUUAUUCUCUGUCUCUCAUCUCAGCUUUCUUUUGUGUUGUAUUCGUUCUCAGGUGGGCUCUUUCCCUGUAGUGGAGGAUGGCCACCAGCAGCUCCAGGCUUCCAUCCUACUAGCCUAGUAAUGCAGAGGAAAGAGAUUUUCUUGUUCAAUAAUUCCAAGCAAAGAGUCUCAUUAGCCCCCCUGGAACCUUGUCCUUUCUCCAGGGGAAUGGAACUUUCUAUGUGGCCAGGACUGUGUCAUGUGCUAAAUGCCAGAGCCAGGAAAUAAGGCCUGAGGAGGACUCAAGAUGGGGUCAGGGAUGGUUGCUUAAAGGAAAAUGCAGGGCUAUUAUCAGAAGGGGAAAUCAUGCUGGUCAGGCAAAACAAGAGAUAUCCAUUAGUGUUAGGUUGACCAAAUGGAGGGAUCCUUGAAGUCUGGCUUCUUAAGUGGGUUUGCACUGAUGGAGGUGGGUAGUGGGGGAAGAGGUGAUGUAAAAAUAAUAAAGAAGACAUACCUUCCUAGAGUAUGAAAAAAUUAAAAGGUUUGGAGAGUACUUCCAUUUUGUUUCACGGUAAGAUGUUCAAGCAUUGGCAUAUCACAGAAGAGAGUGUAAAAGUCACAUAAAAUCAUGAGAUUCUAUGUCUGUAGCAAAACACUCUGGCUAUAUGUAAAGGAGAUGCUGUUGGUACCCCGCUCAUAUCCCUUCCGAGGCCUGUGCUGGAGUUGUAUCAACACAUUGAUACAAGACACAUUGGGAGCCAAUUGUGCUUCUAUCUUCCUAAGUCUGCUUUCAGUGAUGCCAGACUUGGUAGCUUGAAAUUGCUGCGGUGGGAAUAUUUACACCAUAGACAUUGGCAGAUGCAAUAGUCCAGCACUUUUCUGCUUAGGAGAGCCUGUUUUUAAACAUUUAUCAGCACAUCAGCUGCUCGGCAUUCACCAUUACUGUAUAUGUCAAUGACUUUUCCCCCAGCUUUAUUGAGAUAUAAUUGGUGUACAAAAAACUGCACAUAAUUAAUGUAUGCAAUUUGGUGAGUUUGGACAUGUGUAUACACUUGUAUUACCAUUACCAUGAUUAAGGUAAUAAACAUAUCCAUCAUCUCCAAAAAUUUCCUGUGUCCCUUUGUU
Physeter macrocephalus (sperm whale) is the source of this 2243-nucleotide messenger RNA. RefSeq names its product calcineurin like EF-hand protein 2 (gene CHP2). Lineage: Eukaryota; Metazoa; Chordata; Mammalia; Artiodactyla; Physeteridae. The coding region runs from base 197 to 787 and encodes 196 amino acids. Gene Ontology annotation, biological process: positive regulation of sodium:proton antiporter activity. Gene Ontology annotation, molecular function: calcium ion binding. The record is from RefSeq and is a predicted model, not a curated record. The transcript has 7 exons. Gene Ontology annotation, cellular component: plasma membrane.